Copidosoma floridanum is the source of this 2160-nucleotide messenger RNA. RefSeq names its product toll-like receptor 9. Lineage: Eukaryota; Metazoa; Arthropoda; Insecta; Hymenoptera; Encyrtidae. Gene Ontology annotation, molecular function: protein binding. The record is from RefSeq and is a predicted model, not a curated record.
AUGCUGUGGCUCACCAUUGGUUUCAUCAUCAGCAUCAACUUUAGUGGUAUAAAAUCGUUCAUUCAGCUAAACUCUUACGUUCAGUUUCCUUUGAAGAAUGUCCAUAAUUCAAUCGGUGCGGAGUACAAUGCGACAUUCGAAUCCAACUUCACAUCCGAAUUCCGCCGGUACUAUAAAAAUGACGGAUACAUAUUGAACUUGCAAAAGCUAAAUCUUCGACCAGCUCCAAAUCCUUACCCGGGCUUCAUCGAAAGUCAAAAAGUGUCGGCGAUAAACUUGCGCGAAAAUGGAAUCUACCAAGUGCAGCCCGACUCGUUUAAAUCCGUGCCGAACGUGCAGUACCUGGACCUAUCCAGAAACAGAAUUGCCUUUUGCGAGAUGUUCCAUUACCGCAGUUGUGCCAACAACUUGGUAACUCUGAUGAUCGAGGAGAACGAGUCACCUGCGGAGAGCUUGCAGUGCGAAAUCGGCAGAGACAGUUGCUUCCCGCAGCUUCGUUACCUCUACUUGCGCAAAAACUGCAUUCGCCGAAUCAACUUUUCACUCGCACGCUCGUUCCCGUCCCUCGUUUCGCUGUACCUAUCCAACAAUGAGAUCGACGACUGUGGUUUCAUCCGAGACGCUCCGCCGUCCUUGGCUUACCUCUACGUGGAAAACAAUCGGAUCGCCAGGGUGGAUACCAGUGUGGUUAAAUAUUUGAGGACCCUCAGUGCGGACGACAACAGAAUCGAGUCGAUUUGUUAUCACGAGAACUGCGACUCUGCCUCCCUUCGAUUGCUUGGUACUACCAAACUCGAGAUUCUGUCGUUGGCCAGAAAUAAGAUCUCACGGAUAGAUUCGUGCGCCUUCAAGGAUACCUAUAGCUUGGUGUGUUUAAAUCUGGCUGGGAACAACAUCGAGACGAUUCAUCCAUCAGCUCUCGUGCCAUUGCGUGCCCUAACCCAACUCAAUUUGGACGACAAUCGUUUGACGUGUGUGCCAAACCUCAGAGGCAACUGGCAUCUAAAGGCGCUUUCGUUGCGCAACAAUAAAAUCAAGGAAAUCAAGAGGGACGACUUUAGUAACGCCAAGACCCUCCAGAAGCUAUUUCUCGGCGGCAAUUGUAUCAGAAGUAUACAGAGCGACGUCUUCGAGGACCUCACGUGGCUGCAGAUGCUAGACUUGUCGGACAAUGGGAUGGACAGUCUGGUGAGCGGAUGGAUGCGCGGUUUGGCGAAUUUGAAGCACUUGGAUCUGAGAAAUAACAGAUUCGUGUUCGUUCAUCAACUGUUUUUCACUACUUCGCUGUGUCUGAGGGAACUUCACCUCGAGAAUAACAAAUAUACAAAGAGCGACGAAUGUAAAAUUCAAGAAUAUUUUCCGAACGCCAUGGUUUUUUUGGAUAGCUGCAGUUAUAAUGCGAGUUUGAAACGAGUUGCCGGUCGAGACUUGCCUGACAUUUACUGGGAAAUGAGCACUCAAGAAAAAUCGGAUUUCUCUGUGGUUUGCGAAGUAGCCAAAGACGAUCUUCAAGCUGUAGCUGCAGAUCAUACUACAUCUGAUUAUGAUAGACGUGAAUUAGAAGAUCUGCUUUCACCUAUUAGCCACCAAGAAGAGAAAAGUUUAAAAGCUGUAUAUCAUUUUCGUUCGACCUUUAUUUCAAGUUCAACUUUGAAAAGUCUUAACUUGAGUAAUGGUGGAAUUAGAAAAUUUAGUGCAGAUACAUUUGAUUUACCAGCCAUAGAGCAUUUGGAUCUAUCAAAAAAUCGGUUGAGUAUUAAUUUUAGUACAUUACCAAACUUGGAUGAAUUAGUUAUGGAUGGAAUGAGGAACAAUCUUAUUUUCAAGUCAGUUGUAAAUUUUUCCGAAAUACCAGCACUGAAGACUCUUUCAUUACGACUCAACUCUUUGACAACAGUACCAAUAACAUUUCUUAGUAAAUUGCCAAAUCUACGACAACUUGAUUUGUCGAACAACAGAAUUACCAUUUUACCAUCUUGGCAAGGAAUCAAUUACAUUGAAACGUUGAAUUUGGAUUUUAAUCCAAUUUCAAAUAUCAAUAAUAUAUCAAUUCUUGAAGCCAAGGCUCUGAAGUUGUUAAAACUAAAACAUAUUGGAAAAUUUAAAGUCAAUUCAAAUGUUUUUAAAUACCUACCAAAUGAUGUCAUUAUUGAAUUUUGA